AAGGAUGAGGCGAAAAAGCACCGUUACCGGGAGAAAAUAUCCGAGUACAUGACCAGAGCUGAAGACAUUAAAAAACACAUUGAAAAAGAGAAAGAAGAUGGCAAAUACCAUAAGCAAAUCAGGAUAGAGGAAAACGCAACAGGUUUCAGCUACGAAAAGCUUUUCCAGGAGUACCUUACUGAGACUGUUUCUGAAGUUUGGGUGGAGGACCCGUACAUUAGGCAUGUUCAUCAGUUAUAUAACUUCGUACGAUUCUGCGAGAUGCUAGUUAAGGGGCCGUGCAAAGUGAAAACAAUCCACCUUCUCACUUCCUAUGAUGAAGGUAGUGGGAGGAGUAAGCAGGUAAGCGGCUUGGAAGAAAUACAACAAUCCUUGAGGAAUUAUGGAGUAACACUGAAUAUUGCAUUUUCGUCUUCAAUACAUGAUCGAGAAAUUAGAUUCAACAAUGGAUGGAUGAUUAAGAUUGGAAGGGGUCUUGAUUAUUUUAAGAAACCACAGGGUCAUUUCAGCAUUGGAUCCUGUGACUUUGACUUGCGACGUUGUCAUGAAACAACAGUGGAUGUCUUUCAUAUUAAACAUACAAAGAAAAUGUGA
Cariama cristata (Red-legged seriema) is the source of this 594-nucleotide messenger RNA. RefSeq names its product MIT, microtubule interacting and transport, domain containing 1 (gene MITD1). Lineage: Eukaryota; Metazoa; Chordata; Aves; Cariamiformes; Cariamidae. The transcript is spliced from 6 exons. Gene Ontology annotation, cellular component: midbody. Gene Ontology annotation, biological process: midbody abscission. The record is from RefSeq and is a predicted model, not a curated record. Bases 49 to 594 code for a protein of 181 amino acids.